This is a messenger RNA of Rhagoletis zephyria (snowberry fruit fly), 567 nucleotides long. The record is from RefSeq and is a predicted model, not a curated record. Lineage: Eukaryota; Metazoa; Arthropoda; Insecta; Diptera; Tephritidae.
AUGGCUUCCAUACGCAAGAAGUUGGUCAUCGUGGGCGAUGGUGCCUGUGGUAAGACGUGCCUGCUGAUCGUCUUCAGCAAGGACCAGUUCCCCGAGUUCUACGUGCCGACCGUCUUUGAAAACUAUGUAGCCGACAUUGAAGUCGACGGCAAACAGGUCGAGUUGGCACUCUGGGAUACUGCCGGUCAAGAGGACUAUGAUCGUCUUCGACCUCUGUCCUAUCCGGACACUGACGUCAUCCUGAUGUGCUUCAGCAUUGAUAGUCCGGACUCGCUUGAAAACAUCCCUGAAAAAUGGUCUCCAGAGGUUCGCCACUUUUGCCCCAAUGUGCCAGUGAUCUUGGUUGGAAAUAAGAAGGAUUUGCGAAAUGAUCCAUACACAAUAAAGUCAAAAAUCAAGACUGUCUCAACCGAAGAAGGCAAGGCAAUGGCUGAGAAGAUCAACGCUUUCGGCUACCUGGAGUGCAGUGCUAAAACCAAAGACGGCGUCAGAGAAGUGUUUGAGGUGGCCACUCGCGCAGCUUUGCAGUCGAAGAAGAAGCGCAGAAAGAAGUGCAUCAUCUUGUGA